This is a messenger RNA of Vicia villosa (hairy vetch), 1326 nucleotides long. RefSeq lists its product as uncharacterized. Bases 1 to 1326 code for a protein of 441 amino acids. The record is from RefSeq and is a predicted model, not a curated record. NCBI's taxonomy places the organism in Eukaryota, Viridiplantae, Streptophyta, Magnoliopsida, Fabales, Fabaceae. The transcript has 2 exons.
AUGAUUAGCGCUGAUGAUUUAACGAUUACAAAGCCAAGAACAUUGCAUGCAAGAAGACCUGAGGAAAGUAUUCGUACUAUAGGCUCCAAUCCCUCAUCAUCCAACCUUCGUGAGGAACUUACUAAAGAAGGAACAAGAUAUGUUCAUAACUCCAUAGCCAAGAUUGUCAAACGGAUUUUGGAUGAAAAUCAUCAGGUCCCUGGGAUAUCUGUCCCUUUACAAAUCGUGAUUCCUGAUCCUCCCAAGAGCAAACAUAAUGAUAACGAUGUUCACACUGCUGGUAGUGACAUUCACAUGACUAAAGAAGAUAACAAUGAAGAGGUUCAAGAAGAUACUGAUAAAACCAAUGUCACUGAGGAUGUCAAUGACAUCGAAAAUUCUGGAACUGAUGAUAGUUCAAGGGCAGAUGAUGGAACAGGUACAAAUGUUGUGGAUGUAGAUGAGUACUCUGACAAUGAUUUGGUUUCUACUGUGAACCCUAGUGUAGCUGAAAGGCUCAUGACUAGGAGAAAAGGAAAAGCUGUGAUGCAGAAGUCUCCCGCAAAGAAAGCUGAUGUUAAAAGCCCUUCCAAAGACUCUAUCAAGAAGAAGAGUACCGCUGCAGGACCUAUAAAGAGCAGAGUUGUGGCUAAAAGUUUUGGUAUUGGUCCCUCAAAAUCUUGGAGCAAGGUUGUUCCAAAGAAGAGGAAGGCAAGAGCUGUUAAAGAAUUCGAGUCUGAUGUUGAAGUGAAUGUCCAUGACAUUCCAUUAAAGAAGAAGCCCACAACUAGCAAGCUUGCUGCUAGUGUACUUGAAGUUCCCAUUGACAAUGUAUCCUUCCACUUUGCUGCAAGUGCAAACAGGUGGAAAUUUGUGUAUCAAAAGAGACUGGCCCUUGAGAGGGAAUUGGCUCAAAAUGCUCGUAACUAUAAGGACAUAAUGGACUUGAUUGAGGCUACUGGCCUAAUAAAAUCUGUUGUCCAUCUGAGUAAAUGCUAUGAUAUAUCCAAGGAAUUCAGAAAAGUGUUUGUAAGAGGAAAAUGUGUUAACUUCUCUUCCACUGUGACCAACAACCUAUUGGGAAGGUCUGAUGAAGCUCAAUCUGAGCUUAAAGUCUCUGAUAACAAGGUAUGCCAAGUUAUCACUGCAAACCAAGUCAGGAGCUGGCCCUUGAAAGGAAAAUUGUCUGCUAGUAAACUAAGUAUGAAGUAUGCAAUGCUGCAUAAGAUUGGGGCUGCUAAUUGGGUGCCAACAAAUCACAAGUCUACUGUCCCAACUAUUCUUGGAAGAUUUAUCUAUGCUGUUGGUACAAAAGCAAAGUUUGACUAUGGUACCUACAUUUUUUAG